UAGAAACAUGUUCCGGUCUGGUUCACAAGCAUAGAGUGAAAUAAAGUUAGAGCGCGGCUUCUUGGAGGUGAGGGUGAGAUGUAAAGCUCGUAGAGCACGGAGCUUAGCAAAAUUAUUUGUCUGUGUCGAUCUAUUAGAAGGGAAGGGUAUGCUGGCGAUGAUACGCUGUGAGACGUGUCUCCUAACUUCGCGUUUUCCAGAUAGGUUAGCUGCCCGGUGGUAGUUAGGCGUCUUGGCUGGGAAUGAUAAGAAUGGUAGUCUAACAUAUUUGAAGAAUGGUAAGUUGUGGGAGAGUAGUGUUGGACGGGGGGCAACAUUUGGUCCUCCCAAAAUUGUUGGACUACAGCUCCCAUCAUUUUUCGCAAUUGGCUGGGCUAGCUGGAGCUGAUGGGAGGUGCCGCCCAACUAUACCUGGAGAUCCAUGUUUUCCUUACUGAAGGAGGAAAGGAAGGCAAGACCAGAUCGGCUUCCUUUUGGAUUGGGAAACUAAGGUGGUUUCUUCCUUCCCCCAUUAGUUUUAGGCGGGGAAAAAAACUUUAGAGAUCUGUAAAAACCUAGUUGCUGACAAGUAAUCCAUAUUUAGCAUGUGUAUGAUUCUCUUCCUGCUGCCCCUCCCCUACUUCCAAAUGCAUUGAAGAUAUUUGGAGAUCAUCUUUCAGAAAUAUUGGACAUUAAUAUCAUGCUAAUAUAUUUGAUGGAUGGCCAGUCUUAGAAGUUCCAUAGUUAUAGGAUUUGCAUGUAUGUAUACUUUGUAGCAUGAUAGUGUAGUAAUUUUACAAUGUGAAAGAAAAAUCUGACCUCUCUCUCUCUUUAAAGUAGUAGAUGGAUAGAAGGUGAGAGCAACAGCUUAUGAAUAUUCUAUCAAAUGUAAGUUCCAGUUUGUUCAUUGGAGCUUGCUUGUAAAUAAUUUGCCAUAUAUUUGUAUAUCAGGAUUUUUGUUGUUGCUUAUUUAAAGAUAUGGCAAGUCUUAUAUCUAACUCAAAUUUGAAAGAAUUCUUACAGCUGAUAAUAUGAAUUUACUGGAUAUUAUAGGGAAGUGGCAUAGUCUUAGUAGUAGCUGUUGUAAUUAGAUUUUGUCCACUGUAUUCAAAGCAGUUUGGAGCAUCUCUUAUUUUCUUCAUGCAAGCAAGCUAAAAGAGUCUCAGUCCUUCACAUUAUUACAGAAAUGGAAAACCACCUAAUGUGGUUUGGUAUGGUAUUCAACACAAAAGCCGCUGGGAACAGUUGUUUAAUGCUGGAGUUCUUGCCUUACACCACUCACAAACAUGCCCUUUUCGGACUUUCUAUUGACCCUCAAAGACAAUCCAUACUUUGGGGCAGGCUUUGGCUUAGUAGGUGUAGGUACAGCACUGGCUCUGGCCCGUAAGGGGGCCCAGGUUGGCAUGGUAGCUUUCAGGCGGCAUUGCAUGAUCACUUUGGAAGUGCCAAGCAAGGACAAGAGCUACCACUGGCUGCUGAGCUGGAUUUCUCAUCAUGCAAAGCACACCCAGCACCUGAGUGUGGAGACGUCAUACCUGCAGCAUGAGAGUGGCCGUGUCAGCACCAAGUUUGACUUUAUCCCCAGCCCUGGGAACCACUUCAUUUGGUAUCAAAGAAAGUGGAUCCGCAUAGAACGGAACCGGGAGAAACAAAUGAUUGACCUGCACACAGGGACCCCCUGGGAAUCUGUCACCUUCACAGCCUUUGGCAACAAACGAGAAAUUUUCUUCAACAUCUUGCAGGAAGCCAAAGAAUUGGCUUUGAGGCAGCAAGAAGGAAAGACAGUCAUGUACACAGCCAUGGGCGCUGAAUGGCGACCAUUUGGUUUCCCACGACGCCAGCGCCCACUUACCUCCGUGGUGCUUGAGAAAGGAGUGUCCGAGAGGAUUGUGCAGGAUGUGAAAGAGUUCAUCGGUAACCCCAAGUGGUAUAUUGAGCGAGGAAUUCCCUAUCGGAGAGGAUACCUGCUGUAUGGGCCUCCAGGCUGUGGCAAGAGCAGCUUCAUCACAGCUCUGGCUGGAGAAUUGCAGUACAGCAUCUGCCUCCUGAGCCUGAGUGACCGCAGCCUCUCAGAUGAUCGCCUCAACCACCUGCUGAGCGUAGCACCUCAACAGAGCAUCAUCCUGCUGGAAGAUGUGGAUGCUGCCUUUGUCAGUCGGGAUCUUGCUGCUGAAAACCCCAGUGCGUACCAAGGCAUGGGACGCUUGACCUUCAGUGGCCUUCUCAAUGCACUAGAUGGCGUUGCUUCCGCUGAAGCCAGGAUUGUGUUUAUGACCACCAACUAUGUGGACAGGUUGGAUCCAGCCUUGAUUCGCCCUGGCCGGGUAGAUUUAAAGCAGUAUGUGGGACACUGCUCACAGUGGCAGCUUAAACGCAUGUUCCAGAGGUUCUACCCAGACAAGGCAGCAGCAGUAGCUGAGCGGUUUGCUGAAGAAGCCCUGUCUGUCUCUGAUCAGAUCAGUGCUGCACAAGUGCAAGGCCAUUUCAUGCUACACAAGGAGGAUCCAGAUGGGGCUAUUGAGAAUGUGCAGUCGCUUGUGUCUUGACACUGAAACAAGCACUGAGGAAACCUUUACACAGGGCAAUACUGAGAGAGGUGGUUGUGUAAGGAAAUGGUUGCAUGGGCUAUUUCCGUGGGGCAUGGUAACUGUGAGGAUCCUGCUUUCUGCAUAUCUACCUCAGUGAGGUUGUUUUUUGUAAAAAUAAAAAAUGAAGAGUAAACCAGAGUGGCAACUCUGAUACACUUCUCGAAGAGAACCCCCACCCUGAUGUUCAGAUUGAGCUGCUUCUCCCCAACAGCCCUUUUUGUGAGAGAGUGCCACUCUCCUUCCUUAACUUGUCUACAUCUAGAAUCAGUAUUUGACUUCCUAACUUACAUAAGGAAUCCUAAGUAAAAGCAAUGCUUUUUUUUCUCCCUCUGACAGGCAUCCUGUGUGUAUAAAAGCUGUAUGAAACAGGAAGGCAUUUAACAGGUAGGGUUUUUAGCCUCAGACAGUGACACAAUCAUGAGCACAACAGGCUGAAGUUAAUAAAACAGUGCAGAGUGAACAUUUAUAUUCCGCAUGCUGUCUCAUUGCUGAUGAAACUUUCCAAGUCAGAGACUGUGGUUUGGAAUGUGAGUUAGCUCAGGGGAGAUUUUCCAGGAUCCUGACCUCUGUUUUUGUCUUGGCAGCAGACAUGGUCUACAAGUCAGGCAAUUCAAGAACCAAGAGCAUAUGCAUUCCACUGAAGGUUCAUCCUAGAAAGUUUUUGAAAUAGCCUCCAUAAAAACUAGCCAGGGGUGGUGGGUGAUUAAUGAACCCUGCUUUGUGGGGGCAGAGCACUUAACAAGUUUGCUGAGCCAGUACCUUCUAGGAAGAGAUGUAAGAGGACCACUGAUCCUUCUUUUAUCCCAGCUCUAGAUCCUGGCCCAACUUCAGUGCAGGCACAUCCAUUUCCAUUAGGAGUGAUGUGCUAGCAAUACCAGUCAUGGCAAGACACAGAUGUGUUAAUGAAGUAAAGUUACACUCUUAGAUACUUAAUUCCCCUUUUGUAGCAUUCAAAGACCUUUUCUAGCCCAUUAAGAGACUGGCAGAAAUCUGGACUGGGCAGCCAUUUCCUGGCAAUGUUUUGCUUAUUACAAGGCUGUAAGCUACCUAAUUGUGUUAUGCAACAUUAGACAGACAAAACCCCAGGGAAAACCAUAAGUUUCAUUUUAAUUGCACGAAGAAUCUGGAAGCAGAAGUACAGUGGGUUAAAAGCCUCACAUAGAGAAGAUUUGCUGUCAUAAUGGGUGGGUUUUAUGCCACAUGUCUACAUCCUCACAUACAUUCACAUGACUACUCUGUUUAUCUGCCAUCAAUGCUCCUGCUUUUUAUUUAGACAUUCAUAAAAGCAUUUGGCAGGAGAUGAGUUGAACACAAGCCUGGCUUUUCACUCUGUAUUGCGGAAUGGAAUAACGGCAUUCUGAGUGUUCUCGCUGGCCACACUCCGUCUUUCUGUCUGAGGCUUGGAUUUGAUAAUUCCAUCGUAAGUGACCAGGUAGCCAUCAUUAUACAUGUAUAACUUGUGAUCAUUGGGGUUGUAGCUCACACUCUGAAAUGUUUCUGCAAGUUUUUCUAUCAUGAUGUCUGUGGUGCCUUCCAUGCCUGUAUUGGUGUCAUACGUAUAAAAUAUCUUUUCUUUGUGUGCACUCACUCUCUUGAGGGCGUACAGCACCCCACAGAUCAUGAAUGUGUUGGUCGCAUUAGGCUUGAAUAGUGAGGUUUGCCAUUUCUGGAUCAUGUUCAUAGUAUUAGGAUCUAGCUUCCCAAUGAUUAUUUUUCCCUUGCUACUUUCUGUGGAAUAAAUGAUCCACAGGCCUUUCUCAUCCCCAGCAAAAUCAAAGUCUUGCCAGUUGACUCCAGCAUAGGAGAACCAGUUGUUGAAAGCAGCACCUUCCAAUGUUACCCGUUGGAGCUCAUGGGUUGCAAUGUUCAGCUUACACAGGUUUCUAGAGUUGUGGCAGUUGUAGUAAAAGCUGCCAUUGAACAAGAUUGGGCCGCUUCCCUGGCCACAGUUGACAUAGUUCCAGGUGAGCCCAAUGUAUUGAGAAAGGCUUUUUUCUAUCUGAUUCUUGUACAAAAGCAAGUCAGAAUAGCUGUUGUAGAGACGGUAGGUCUCCAUUAAACGCUCAUCAGUGUUCAGUGGAGCGACCCAGUACAUGUCUGGAGUUGGGUUUCCAAAAGCAAAAUCCUUACCCCAAGCUCCAUAUCUGUAGCUGAAACCUCGCCAGUUAAGUUUGACUAUGAAUGGUUUGCUAACGUUCACCAAAAAUUUGUUUUCACAUUUACCUGUUAAGGAAUAAUAAAGGAAAAUUACACUUCUGCUGCAA
This is a messenger RNA of Varanus komodoensis (Komodo dragon), 4831 nucleotides long. It is a transcript of the gene BCS1L, whose product is annotated as mitochondrial chaperone BCS1. The coding region runs from base 1266 to 2525 and encodes 419 amino acids. The transcript has 8 exons. Gene Ontology annotation, biological process: mitochondrial respiratory chain complex III assembly; protein insertion into mitochondrial inner membrane from matrix. NCBI's taxonomy places the organism in Eukaryota, Metazoa, Chordata, Lepidosauria, Squamata, Varanidae. Gene Ontology annotation, molecular function: ATP hydrolysis activity; ATP binding. The record is from RefSeq and is a predicted model, not a curated record. Gene Ontology annotation, cellular component: mitochondrial inner membrane.